Molecule: messenger RNA, 2887 nt
Organism: Xenia sp. Carnegie-2017
Lineage: Eukaryota; Metazoa; Cnidaria; Anthozoa; Malacalcyonacea; Xeniidae
Product: oxysterol-binding protein 1-like
Exons: 13
Coding region: 281-2605 (774 amino acids)
Cellular component (GO): cytosol; intracellular membrane-bounded organelle; membrane
Molecular function (GO): sterol binding
Source: RefSeq, a predicted model, not a curated record
UGUUCUCCCAUUAGCAAACUUACUAUUGAAGUUAGAGGACAUUGGACGUCGUUUGCACUACUACUCCUGCCGAAAAUAGUGGUUUUUUUCCAAUUGAAGUGGAUUUCUGAAUUGCUAGGCUUGAAUAUUUAUAUAUUCUAAUUCGUAGCAGGGAUGUGUAUUUAAACAAGGAAGUCCAAAUCGUGCCAUCGGGUUUGUGCGGGCUAGCAAGUGGCAAAAUAAAAAAAUGGCCGCUUUAUGCCAAUAUAUGUGAAGACUAAAUUAUCUAAAAGUUCUUAAAAUGCAAGAAAAUAAAGGAGCCUCUGAUUUGUUCAGAGGAUGGUUAAUGAAAUGGACAAACUACAUUAAAGGUUAUCAGAAACGAUGGUUUGUUUUAAGUCAUGGGCUUCUCUCCUACUACAGAAACCAAGCGGAAGUUGUUCAUACAUGUCGAGGAACGAUAAAUAUGGCAAAUGCAUUUAUUUCUACUGAAGAUGACCCUUGUGGCUUUGUUGUGUCCAACGGGAGUACACACUACUUUCAUCUUAGAGCGACGUCCGAAAUUGAAAGACAAAAAUGGGUGACUGCUUUGGAACUUGUCAAGGCAAAAGCUAUAAAGACGCAAGAAUCAGAUGAAGAUGAGGAUGAAGACAAAAAUGAAGGCUCCACAAAACCACUAUCAAGUAAGAUAGACGAUCUUCAGACAUGUAAUGACCUAGUUACUAAACAUGGGACAGCAUUACAAAAAGCAAUCAAUGAGCUCCAGGAUUUGGGCGAAGAGCUUAUUGAAGGCGUGGAACUGGGCAAAAGAUUGAAACUUGUAAAUGAAAAAGCCACAUUGUUUCGUAUUACAUCAAGUGCCAUGAUAAGUGCAUGUGGUGAAUUUUAUGAUCUCGCUCAAAAGCAAGAGAAGAAUUUCAAAAAGUUCAUCGAGCAUGAACGCUCUCAAAAAAUUCGUUUGGAACAAACGGUCGAAGAACUAGCGAAGCAAUAUAAUUUCCUUGAAGAAGCGUGUCGUGAGGGAGUACCAAAGCAGAAAAAAAACGCUUUAGCAAAAUCAUCACGGCAGUCGUCGGCAAUGACAGCUGGACAACCUUCCACUCAGACUGGUGUGGAUUCUGGGAACAUAUCUAGUGAUGAUGAUACAGAAUUUUUCGAUGCUGUAGAUGUCACAGGUAACAUACCCUACUCGGCUGGCGAACUUUCUACGGCGAGUUCCGAUAUUAGCUUUCAGUCGGAAAAGAAUGUGACUUCACAUAAGAGGUCGUCAUCAGACUAUGCAGUUAGCGUUCCUGAAACAGCCGACAAUCAUCGUAUGCACAGUGCUUCGGCUGGUGAUUUGUCGAGCAGUUCAAUAUCUACAACAUUAAAACUGGAAAAGAAGGCUGACGUAUCAAACGAGAAAGCAAUGAAGGUAAAAACUCGACGAAAAACUUUACCGCCAAAACCAUCGCAGAGUUUGAAUCUUUGGAAUAUCUUGAAGAAUUGUAUUGGCAAGGACCUAUCGAAGAUACCAAUGCCUGUGAAUUUCAACGAGCCUAUAUCUAUGUUACAACGUCUAACAGAAGAGAUGGAGUAUUCAGAUCUCUUGGAUAAAGCUGCACAAGCAAAAAAUAGUCUCGAGGAAAUGUGUUAUGUUGCUGCAUUUACCAUAUCAUCGUACUCGACGACAAGUGUACGCGUUGCUAAACCUUUCAAUCCACUUCUUGGAGAGACAUAUGAAAUGGACAGAAGUUGGGAAGAAGGAUGGAGAUGUCUUGCUGAACAGGUUUCCCAUCAUCCACCAAUCACGUGCUUCCAUAUCGAACAUCCUGAUUGGACGUAUUGGCAAGAUUUCACGGCAAACAGUAAAUUUCGUGGUAACUAUCUUCAGGUUGUUCCACUUGGCGUUGCUCAUCUGACAUUUUGUGCCAGCGGUAGUCAUUAUACUUGGCGUAAGGUCAACACAACUGUGCGCAACAUUAUUGUUGGAAAACUUUGGGUUGAUCAGUCAGGUGAAAUGGAAAUUACAAAUCAUACGACAGGAGAUAUAUGCAAACUGAAAUACAACGCAUACACAUAUUUUUCACGAGAAAUUCCGAGAAAGGUCACUGGUUAUGUCAUGGAUAAAUCCAAGGUAACACAUUAUAUCUUGACGGGUACAUGGGACAAAAAAAUUGAAUGUGCUGAAGUAUUUUAUAACAACAAUACUGAGGGUGGAAUGCCGAAACAGACAGCCCAAACUAGGGCACCGUUUACUUUAUGGAAGAUGAACGCUCUUCCUGCUGAUCGUGAACUUCAGUAUAAUUUUUCUGAUUUUGCGAUGUCGUUGAACGAGCCAGAUGAUUCAGUGGCUUUAACAGACUCGCGCUUCAGACCUGAUCAGCGGCUUAUGGAGCUAGGUAAAUGGGACGAAGCCAACUCGGCCAAAGGUAGACUUGAGGAAAAACAGCGUGCAAAACGCCGUGAGCGUGAGGCUGAGGCUGAGUUAGCAAAACGUGAAGGUCGCGUGUUUGAGGACUACAAACCUGUGUGGUUCGAGAAAGUUCAUGAUGAAUUAUCGGGGUUAGAAAUACAUGUUUAUAAAGGUGGUUAUUGGGAGGCGAAAGAGAAACAGGAUUGGUCUAUGUGUCCAGAUAUAUUUUAGGAAAUGAUAUGAAAAUACUUACAAUGAAAUGUUGAAAAGUGAAGAAGGAAUUGGCUGAGGAGAUAUAGUUAACAACGUCAAAUGACGUAUUUGGCAAUGACGUCAAAUGAUGUAUUUGACAAGAAAUUACGCACUCGAGUUAUACGCUCAAAAAAAUACACUUACAAAAACUGGAAGAGUCUUCGUGUUUCCCUUUAAUCAGGAGCUUUUUCCUUCGAAUAAAGUUAAAUUCUUGUGAAGAAUUCUAAAUUAUGCUGAUAUUUUUAAAAAUGAAAAAUUCCA